AUGGAUGAAUAUUUGCCUUUUGUAUUGCAAAAGGCCGAGGAAAUUAAGGAUAGUGAGAAGGUAAUUAAGCUUUACACGAGGGAUUGUCCUUACAUUGAUGAAGAUGGUAACGGGUUUUGGGGGUCCAUUACUUUGGACCACCCAGCCAGCUUUGAAACCCUGGCUAUGGAGCCAGAGAUGAAGAAGGCCAUAAUGGACGAUUUGGAGAGGUUUUUAAAGAGAAGAGAUUAUUACAGGAGAGUUGGGAGGGCUUGGAAGAGAGGGUAUUUGUUGUAUGGCCCGCCCGGAACAGGAAAAUCAAGCUUGAUUGCAGCCAUGGCUAAUCAUCUGAAGUUUGAUAUUUAUGAUUUGGAGCUCACAAGUCUCCACUCCAACUCUGAAUUGAGGAGGAUUAUGAUUUCUACCACCAACAGAUCCAUAGAUCCAUUAUUGUGA
This is a messenger RNA of Oldenlandia corymbosa var. corymbosa, 435 nucleotides long. Lineage: Eukaryota; Viridiplantae; Streptophyta; Magnoliopsida; Gentianales; Rubiaceae. The record is from the annotation of a GenBank genome assembly.